UUCUACAUAGUCUAAUCACCCUAACUUCACAAUUUAUAUUCUAGAAUCGUAAGCCACUCGUCCUUGCAGCACUCUGCACGAGCCAUCAUGGAGUGCAUCAUGGUGAACAAGGACAAUGUUGGUGAUGAGAGGCAGCUUUCUCUCAUGGGAACUCUUGAGGAGGUCUCCCUGCAGGGAGAGGUUCAAGCCAACGAACUGAAGGAAAAGCAACAAACACUGAAAGCUUUGCAGGACACACUCUCAGACCAGAAGAGUAUUUGUGAGGCUGUUGAGCUUGAGCUGAAAAAUUCAGACAGGCAGCUUAAUGGCUUGCUGUGUGAGAUUAAGCAGAUCAAACGUCGCAACAGCAGCCUGGAGUCACAGUUGCAUGAAAUCAACUCGGAAAACAUGAAACUGCAGCUCCAGAUUCAGGAGCAGGAGGAGAGCCAGCAGUCCUCACUGGCUAGUUACAACGCCUACAGAAACAAGAUGGAGGAUCACAAAAUGGCAAUCGCUGAGGCAGAGAGCCAGAUGCCUAUAUACAAGGAACUGAUGGAGGCAAGAGAGCUGGUCAAACGGCUCAGAGAAAAACGAGACGCUCUUGAGAUGGAUUUACAGAACCCAGAGGGACAAGCUGCCAAAGAGGCCCAACACAAGAUUGAUGACUUAGAGCGGCAAGUAUCAGCAAAAAGGGAGAUGGUAGAGGAGAAACAGGCAUUUCUGCAGAACGAACAGGAGGUCCAUGCACAGCUAAGGAGGGAUAUUGAGAUCCAGAACAGAAGAUAUGACGCCAGAGUGAAGCGGCUCCGCUGCCAGCUGAGCAAGGCCCAGUCCAACCACAGGUACAUAAUCAGCGACAUCAAACGCAUGGAGGAUGAGAUGGAGGAGCUGACAAGACAGGUGGAGGAGACGGAGGAGGCAUCACUCCAGCACCACUAGGCAUCACUCUAGGCCUGGUUGGUGUCCUCAGGUGCGAAUGUUAUUUAAACAAUUAAGUGUAUGCAUCUCUAUUGUGUGUGUUAAUUAUUUCUAUAAUGUGUGCCUCUGUGUGUGGGGGUUGGGGGGGGGGAUAAGUUAUGCUUAAAAGUUCAUGUUGCAGACUUGUUCAAGUUUGGUAGUUGUAAUGCGGAUAAUUUUAACAUUUUACAUUUAUGGAGUUGAAUAUGUUUAUAUGUUGAAUAUACAUUUUUUUAUAUAUAUUUAAAAAUAUUAAAAUCUUUCACUCUUACAA
Clupea harengus (Atlantic herring) is the source of this 1210-nucleotide messenger RNA. It is a transcript of the gene ccdc122, whose product is annotated as coiled-coil domain containing 122. NCBI's taxonomy places the organism in Eukaryota, Metazoa, Chordata, Actinopteri, Clupeiformes, Clupeidae. The record is from RefSeq and is a predicted model, not a curated record.